UGAUACAGAGCAAAAUAACGUAAACAAAGUUAAAUCAUGAAUUUGAUCUUAUUUGGAAACUAUUGAUGAAAUAACUUCGUAUCAAUAUAACUUCUUGAAAGAAAACGAAAAGUUAAUGUCAUAUAUUUUUUUAUUAGUUUUAGACAUAUUCCAAAUAAUAGCAAAAAUGUCAGAAUAUUUUUUAUCAAGAUCUAAAAAGCGCUCAUUAAACUAUAUUUAAUAUAAAAUAAUGUACACUUAUUACAGUAUGGAUUUCAUGAGAAAUGGGUACAAGUUUUGGACGACAGGUUGCGGUGUCAAGUUGGUCGUUAGACUAGUACACACUGGCCUUUGUCUCGGCAUCUUGUCCGGACUGCUUUGGAAAGACACAGAACUGCGCCGUGCCUUGAUUGAGUUACAAUAUCCAGUGUAUGGCACGAUAUUUCUGUUCACACUGUUUGUCUCUUUAGUGCUGUAUUACAUUGCAAGCAUGACUGAUCCUGGUUAUGUUGAUAUUUCUCAAUUUAGACAGUCAGCAGGAAACGACCACUGUUUGGACAUAGAGAGCGAAAUGUCAGAAGAAGAAACCCACUUUUCCAGGUUAGACAGCACUAGGGGAGACAACCAGCCAUUGGACAAACGCAACAGAUACAAGUACAGAUACUGCGACUACUGUGAAAUAAUGCCUCCUUUAAGAAGCAAGCACUGUGAAGAUUGUAAGCAAUGUGUACGUCGCUAUGAUCACCACUGCCCGUGGCUAGAGACAUGUAUUGGGGAACGAAACCAUAAAUACUUCUGGUGGUUUCUACUCGUGAUGUCUAUACUUAUUAUAUGGACUGUUGUUAUAGUUUGGGAAAGUUUUAUUACCAAAAGAACCUGGGCAGAAUGGUUUCAUACAAACAUUGUCUUAUUUCUUAUCAUCGCUGUUCUUGUAAUAAGUGGGCCUGUUGUGGUUGGACUUCUGGCGUUCCAUACAUACUUGAUGCUAAAUGGCCAAACAACGUGGGAAGCUUCUUCAAGGGAGAGAAUAACUUAUCUAAAGUAUUUGGACAAUGAAUAUAAUCCUUUUGACGAAGGGUGUCUCUUGAAUAGUUAUUAUUUCAUGUGUUUUUACAAGGUUCGAAGGUGGGAAACUUUAUAUGCUCAGCGGGCAAAGUUUAAAGACACUGACUGACAGAUUGAUUCGUUUUCAGUUGAAAUAUUUUCUUACACUUUUGUUGAUUUGAGGAGUAUUAAAUUUAAAAGGGUUUGUCAUAAAGUCUGUAUGUAUUGUUCAUCAGAGUUAUCUUGACCACCGGCAACCGGCAAUUACAGUAAACUGUAGGUAGAUCAAGUUUUAUUGGCUGAUUAUGAGUUUUGUACAAGUAAAAUUUAACAUGUACACAUUACUUUGGUGUAGCAGUAUCCAAUGCACAAAUACGGUAUCUGUACAUUGUUAAUUUUAUUUGUUAUUACUGGACAAAAUGAAUCAUUUACAUUAAUUUGAACAUAAUGAUAUCUGACUAAAUUUUAUUAUACACAAGUAUUGUCCCAAAACAUGAAAAAUAACUCAUUACGAAACGUCAUUAUAAACAAUCUAUUGUGAUGUGAUGAACUCCAUGAAAUUUACAACUAAAACACCUUGUGGCAUACUUGAACCACAGACUAGGCCUUCAUAUCACAAAGAUUCUCAAUUUAUUGGUUUUUAGUUUUUUCUCAAGUACAUUCUAUGAUAUAGAAAUAUUAUUCUUUAGAAUUUCGACCACUGAUAUUCACCAUCAUGCAGAUGACAUUGGGGUUUUAAAAGGAUUAAAACAUAUUCAUAGUUUGGACUAAUAUCUUGCAAUAAUAUGGAGAAAUGAGUUGAGAUUUUCUUGUGUUUUUUGUGAUAUUGGGACCUGCCUGUCCAAAAAACGGCAUUUCUAACCACUGCGCUACAUCCACUGAGGUGUUGGAAGUACAUGUAAUGUACAAACAUUAUACAAGGGCCACAUACAAAGCAUUCAAUACACAAGCUGACCUGCCAAUCUACAAUGUAUGUUAAUAUCAACCAAUUGCUUGUAUGCAAUGGUCAAGAUAACAGUGCCAACAAUAGACGUAUGUAUUACACCGCGAGAUUGUGAGAGUGUUGGAAAUGAACUAUUAAUUAUUUGUUAUUUACUGACUUGAAAUGCUCUAUUAUUUUAUAAAAGAACUAUUUGUC
Messenger RNA from Mya arenaria, 2161 nucleotides. Its product is annotated as palmitoyltransferase ZDHHC12-B-like. Gene Ontology annotation, biological process: protein targeting to membrane; peptidyl-L-cysteine S-palmitoylation. Lineage: Eukaryota; Metazoa; Mollusca; Bivalvia; Myida; Myidae. Gene Ontology annotation, cellular component: Golgi apparatus; endoplasmic reticulum. The transcript is spliced from 5 exons. The record is from RefSeq and is a predicted model, not a curated record. Gene Ontology annotation, molecular function: protein-cysteine S-palmitoyltransferase activity. The coding region runs from base 230 to 1153 and encodes 307 amino acids.